CCUCCCCCCUUCUCCCCUUCUCCUACCCACAGUUGCAUGCGGGAACAUGGGCUUAAUAACAGGACUUUGUGCUUUCUUUUACCAUUUACCACAAAUAUACAAAUGGCUACUAAAACCGUAUUAUAUCGCAUCAGUCCUCAUGUGUGCCGCAUUCCCCAUAGUUCGGAAGGCACCGGGACUGUGCGAGCACUUGCCAACUGAACGGGACGACGGGAAUUCGUGCAACUUGGACUGGAGAGAAGUGGAGAUACUCAUGUUCCUCAGUGCGAUAGUUAUGAUGAAGAACAGGAGAGCAAUCACCCUGGAGCAACACCUGGGGAAUCUGUUCCUGUUCACUAAAGUGGCCAAUGUCAUCCUCUUCUUCAGGGUGGACAUUCGACUGGGCAUCUUCUACCUCGCCCUGUGUGUCGCCUUCCUCAUGACCUGCAAAGUCCCGGUCUACAUGGGCCCAGAGUAUAUCAAGUAUUUCAGUGACAAGACCAUAGAUGAGGAGCUGCAGAAGGAUAGCCGCCUCACCUGGAUCGUUGAGUUUUACGCCAACUGGUCCGCCGAGUGCCAGUCCUUCGCGCCUGUCUUUGCCGACCUCUCCCUGAAGUACAACUGUGACGGUCUGCGGUUCGGGAAAGUGGACAUCGGCCGAUAUGGUGAAGUGUCGGAGAGGUACAGGGUUAGCACCUCCCCCUUGGCGAGGCAGCUACCCUCAUUGGUGCUUUUUCAGGGCGGGCAGGAAGUCAUGAGACGCCCAAUGGUGGACAACAAGAGGCGCGCAGUGUCAUGGACUUUCAGUGAAGAAAACAUCAUCCGUGAGUUCAACCUGAAUGAGCUGUACCAGAAGUGUAUGAAGCUGGGUAAGGGUAAGGGGGAGAGGGGAGAGGAGCAGGACCCCGCUCUGCCUGAAGAGGGCGACAAUGAGCCACAGGCCGAUUCAACCGACCCAAAAGAGCCAACGGAAAGCAAGAAAGACAAGUGAGAAGAGGAGAGAUAUACUGGUGUUAAGUGCCAUUGUAAACAUUAACACACAGUGCAACUCUUAUUAUAUAUUAACCAUAGCAACCAAAAAGGAGUAGUCAGUGACAUGUUAGCAACAUCUAAACAUUUCAGUUUUGAAGUCUUAAAUUAUUUGUGUAAAAUUCUGCCUAUUUGACAUUUGUAAAAAACUGUUGAAAAUGUUAUGACUUCACUCACAGACUUGCUUUUUCCAUCAUUUACCUGGAGUGUUUCAGUACACUAGUGUGCUUAUUAGUGCUUACCUGCAUCCUUUGUACACAUUCGUAUAAGAACGGUUAAUGCCAAAUUAUAAAGCCAAUCCUUCUUGCAUUUUAAUAAAAGAAUACAAUUUCAGUC
This is a messenger RNA of Osmerus eperlanus (European smelt), 1344 nucleotides long. RefSeq names its product thioredoxin-related transmembrane protein 2a (gene tmx2a). The coding region runs from base 47 to 970 and encodes 307 amino acids. Gene Ontology annotation, molecular function: disulfide oxidoreductase activity. Gene Ontology annotation, biological process: brain development. Gene Ontology annotation, cellular component: membrane-bounded organelle. NCBI's taxonomy places the organism in Eukaryota, Metazoa, Chordata, Actinopteri, Osmeriformes, Osmeridae. The record is from RefSeq and is a predicted model, not a curated record. The transcript has 8 exons.